CACCACAACCAUUUAACGAGAGAUUACACGUUCGGCCUUCCAGUCCCCAGACAGCUGCGCCGGGCGAUACCCACCCUUGUCGAUGCCAAGAACUCGACCGGCCACACAGUCUACGCGCGCCGGUAGCGUUGAAGUUGGUGAAAUUGACGCCGCCAGGAGCAACCACUGCACUUGUUUGAACCCAGGGAGACCCCAGCUGCUGGUCUCUAUAUAAAUUGCCCAGACCUCGAUCGCAGCCUUCUCUCAGGAGUCACUGAGCGUGUCGGGGCAGAAGUGACUUCGGCUUCCACAUGACAAAGUUUACUAUUGAUGUCUCCAAGCUUCCUGACCCGAAGGCCAAACUCGGGCAGGAUGUUGAGCAGCCGGGAGAUGGAUCACUUGAUUUCGAAGACGCUGUGGCCAAAACAGGCCAAGGGUGGUUCCACUACAAGCUGCAGCUCAUCUGUGGGCUGGGCCUCAUGGCGACGCUUGUGGAGAUGUUGAGCACUGGCUACGCGCUGCCCGCGGCGCAGUGUGACCUGGAGAUCAGCACCGCCGACAAAGGAAUCAUCAACGCCGUGUGCUACGUGGGGAUGCUGUUCGGUUCGCACCUGUGGGGCUUCCUGGCGGACACGCGCGGCCGGCGCAUGGUGCUGAUGCUGACGCUGCUCAUGGACUGCGUGUGCACGCUCGUGGCCGCCUUCGCGCACGCCGUCUGGCUGCUGCUCGUCGCGCGCUUCUUCAACGGAUUCUUCAUCUGCGGGUCGGCGGCGGUGCUGUUCGCCUACCUGGGCGAGUUCCACUCGGACGCCACGCGCGCCCGCGCCAUCGUCUGGCUCGGCAUCUUCGUCGCCUUCGCCACCAUCCUGCUGCCUGGUGAGUGCCACGAAUCCUCCGCCUGGCAGGAUUGCGUGGCGCUGCCGUGGAUCGAGUUCCGCUCGUGGCGCCUGUUCCUGCUGGUGUGCGCGCUGCCCGGGCUCACGUCGGCGCUGCUCAUCCGCUGGCUGCUGCCGCGCAGCCCCAAGUUCUCGCUGCUGAUCGGCGACCAGGGGGAGGCGCUGGACACGCUGCGCGACAUCUACUCCGCCAACACGGGCAACAGCCCCGACUCCUACCCCGUGAAGGCGGUGCGCCUGGGGCUGGCUGCGCGGCGCGGCAGCCGCCUGGGCCCCACCCCCGACCCGGGCACCCUCAAGGCACGCAAGUCCGCCUUCGCGCUGCUGGGCAAUAUGUAUAUUUAUUGUCACGGCAACGUCAAUGAUUAUUAG
Molecule: messenger RNA, 1247 nt
Organism: Gryllus bimaculatus (two-spotted cricket)
Lineage: Eukaryota; Metazoa; Arthropoda; Insecta; Orthoptera; Gryllidae
Source: the annotation of a GenBank genome assembly